Pseudophryne corroboree (corroboree frog) is the source of this 3114-nucleotide messenger RNA. RefSeq names its product WD repeat domain 36 (gene WDR36). Gene Ontology annotation, cellular component: small-subunit processome; Pwp2p-containing subcomplex of 90S preribosome. The transcript has 23 exons. Bases 137 to 2824 code for a protein of 895 amino acids. Lineage: Eukaryota; Metazoa; Chordata; Amphibia; Anura; Myobatrachidae. Gene Ontology annotation, molecular function: protein binding. Gene Ontology annotation, biological process: rRNA processing. The record is from RefSeq and is a predicted model, not a curated record.
UGAGAGAAGGGGGAAGGGUUACGGCGCUGCACCCUCAGCCUCACCCGGAAGCUGCUCCUGGAAGCUGUGUUUUGAAGCCUCCAGCCUGCACCCACGUGUCUAUCACGGUGCUGCCGGGCAUCCUCACAGUCGGAGCAUGGCAGCCGAGCAGGGAAGCCGGGGGAGCGUUCUAUUCACCGGGUACCGGUCCCUGGGCUUGUACAGUAACCACAUACCUCACGUAGUGCGGUAUCACAAGAAGCACAAGGAGUUUUAUCUGGUCACGGCCGUGGGGAAGAGUUUCCUCACUUACAAUGUGAACAAGCUUGGUCAAGUAGCUGUCAGCAAUGCUCUUCCAGAAAGUAUUAAUUGUCUUGCUGCAGACCGAAUGCUGGUGUUUGCGGCUCAUGGAAAUCUCCUUAAAGCAUUUGCAAGAAAUAAAGAGGUAAUUCAGACAUACAGAGGACAUGAGGCUGAAAUUCAUCUGGUGCUGCCGUUUGGGGAUCAUGUAAUAUCUGUGGAUACCAAUAAUAUUGUCAUUGUUUGGGACGUCCAAUCAGAAGAGGAAUAUUUGCAGUUGACCUUUGACAAAAUGAAUUUUACCAUCUCUGCAUUAAUGCAUCCAAGCACCUACCUGAAUAAAGUUUUCUUGGGAAGCCAGCAAGGGACGCUUCAGUUGUGGAAUGUUAAAUCCAACAAACUUUUAUUUACAUUCUCUGGAUGGGGCUCCGGUGUGACUGUUCUUCAGCAGGCACCAGCAGUAGAUGUCGUGGCAAUUGGGUUGACUUCAGGCAAAAUUGUUAUACAUAACAUUAAGUUUGAUGAAACAUUAAUGACAUUUCAACAAGACUGGGGCCCUAUCACUGCAAUAUCCUUCCGCACUGAUGGACAUCCAAUAAUGGCUGCUGGAAGCCCCAUCGGUCACAUAGGACUGUGGGAUCUGGAAGAAAAAAAACUGAUGAGUCAGAUGAGGGAGGCUCACACCACUGCUAUUGCUGGGCUGACAUUUGUACACGCAGAACCUCUUCUUAUCACAAACGGUGCUGAUAAUGCUAUACGGGUAUGGAUCUUUGAUGGCCCUGGAGGUCAAGGUCGUUUGCUGAGAUUCCGUAUGGGUCACAGUGCUCCACCCACUUUUAUUCGACACCACGGACACAAUGGGCAGCAGAUUCUCAGUGCAGGUCAAGACGGGACCAUGCAAUCAUUUUCCACAGUUCAUGACCGAUACAGUAAAAGCCUCGGGCAUGGUUCUAUAGAUAAAGCCAAAGCUAAAAAGGUGGGCCUCCGCUGCACGUCCCUAAGACUUCCUCCUGUUGUAUCAUUUGCCUCUGAGGCAGCACGACAAAGUGAUUGGGAUGGGAUCAUUGCAUGUCACCAACGCUGGUUAACAUGUACAACCUGGAAUUAUGUAAGAUCUACUAUAGGAGCUCACAAACUAAGACCUCUGGAUUUCAAGCAAAACAAAAUCCAUGACACGUAUGCAACAGUGGUAGAAAUUACAAGCUGUGGCAAUUUUGCUUUGAUUGGCCUGUCAAGUGGCAAUGUGGAAGUGUUUAACAUGCAGUCUGGAAUGCACAGAGGUCAAUAUGGGAAAGAUAAAGCCCAUGAUGGCUCUAUAAGAGGAGUAGUCGUUGAUGGUUUAAAUCAGAUGACCAUCACAGCUGGCAGUGACCGAUUGAUCAAAUUUUGGAAGUUUAAGUCAAAAGAGUUAAUUCAAAUUACAAGCAUUAAUGUUUCACCAUCUGCUAUUUUACUCCAUAGGGAAAGUGGUAUGUUGGCAGUAGCACUGGAUGACUUCAGCACUAACAUUUUUGAUAUUGAAACUCGGAAACUUGUGAGACGGUUCCCAGGGCACAAUGGAAAGAUAAAUGACAUGACUUACAGCCCUGACGGACGGUGGCUGUUGACUGCAUCUAUGGAUUGUACUGUUAAAGUAUGGGAUUUACCAUCUGGAUGCCUCAUAGAUUGCUUUCUGUUAGAUUCUGCUGCUGGGAGCCUCACUAUGUCCCCUACAGGAGAUUUCCUGGCCACCGCUCAUGUGGAUGAUCUUGGUAUUUACUUAUGGUCAAAUAAAUCUCUCUUUUCACUGAUUUCUUUACGCCCACUUCCGUCAAAUUAUGAGCCUACUGUGGUAAUGCUUCCCGGUGCAACUGAAGAGAUUGAGGACAAUAUAGAAGAAGUAAGAGAAGACUCCAGUGAGGACAUGAUUGAAUAUGAGUCACCAGACCAACUGGAAGAACAGCUGGUGACCUUAUCACUCUUACCCGAGUCAAGGUGGAAGAAUCUCCUGAACCUUGAUGUCAUUAAGAGAAGAAACAAACCAAAAGAGCCACCAAAACUACCAAAGGCUGCUCCAUUUUUUAUACCGACUCUGCCUGGACUAGUUCCACGUUUUAAUUCAAAAGUACAGGAUGAUGAACCUCAAUCUAAAAUUGUGAAUCUUGGAGUUCUUGAACAGAAAUCUGUUUUUUGUAUCCUCCUGGAAGAAGCCCUUGAUCAUAAGAACUAUGACAUUCCUCUAAAAACAAUAAAAGAGAUGGGACCGUCCAGCAUAGAUACAGAGUUACGGAACCUGGCUCCUGAAGGUGGUGGUUCUGUAGAAGUGAUGCAGAGUUUCUUAAAAAUGAUUGGGAGAAUGUUGGACACAAAACGUGAUUUUGAGCUUGCCCAAGCUUACCUUGCUUUGUUCCUAAAGAUCCAUCUGAGGUUUAUCUCAUCACAGUCAACGCUACUAGAGGAGAUUUCCAGGUUAUCAACCCUUCUGGAGCAGACCUGGUUGCACAUGCAGACCCUGUUUAACCAGAGCUUGUGCGUGCUAAACUACAUGAAAAGUGCUUUACUGUGAAACCAUUAUCCUGUCACUAUCCUAUCUACACGCGUUUUGGACAUUAACAGUCAUUUGUAGAAAGGCAAAGACUUUAAUGAAUGGUUACUAAGUAUUUGCUGGUGUUCCAAUGGUAAUUUCCCAAAUAUGUUGUGACUAAUCAUAAAUAUGGCUAAAUGCAUAUUGUAACAGGAAUUUAUAAACUACAGUACGUGUAUAUAUCAGUGUAUUGGUUAUAUGUCCCGUAUCCCCGUUGUGAGAUGACAAUCGAUCAUUUAUUACAAAUACAUUUGUACAUUUAUUGCAUCAGA